Molecule: messenger RNA, 1737 nt
Organism: Aspergillus melleus
Lineage: Eukaryota; Fungi; Ascomycota; Eurotiomycetes; Eurotiales; Aspergillaceae
Product: VOC family protein
Exons: 2
Coding region: 1-1737 (578 amino acids)
Source: RefSeq, a predicted model, not a curated record
AUGCCCGUCUCUCAUUUGACCCUAACGGUCUCGCACCUCCCCACCUCGACAUCAUUCUUCCUCUCCUGCCUACAGCCCUUGGGCUACCAGUUCAUUGGCCGUCAUGAUGACUAUAUUGGCUUUGGACAAAACGCCGGUGAGCCGGCCGACUUCUGGAUAACAGAACAAAAGCCUGGAGUCCCAGCUGGUGCCGCACACGUUGCCUUCCCUGCUCCUUCCAAGGAUGCAGUGGGCGCAUUCUUCAUCUCCGCUUUGAAGGCUGGCGGAAAGAUCCACGGCGAACCCAAAACUCGUGAUUCGGAUUCCGGUUACUACAGCGCAGCGAUUAUCGAUUUUGACGGCAACAGCAUCGAGGCCGUCUUCCGACCCAGCAGCUCGUCGGCCAGAUCGGAAGUCAGCAGGCCGGCUCUGGCCCUGCUCGAAAACGGAUCCGUUGUCUCCAAAGCCACCAGCAAGGCCAGCUCGAUCAAGCCGGAAAGCGUUGCGCCGCCGAAAUCCGAGGCCCGGUCUCAUGUGUCGAGAGGAAUGAGCGCCGUCGACCGCUCUCCUCCCUCCGAACGAGGCGCGCCCUCGUCUUCCCCGCGAGAGAUCCAACAGACCCCGUCGCCGACGUACGUUGUUCAUCACACCACCACCCAGAAGUCCGAUGACAGCAAGGUCUCGAAAACCAUUGUCGGCACCCUGAUCGGAGCCGCUGCGGGUGCAGCAUUGGCCUAUGCCAUGACCUCCAAGGGUGACUCCGAGUCGUCCGAAAUGUCGCCGCCGCCUCAGUACUCGCCCCGCGACAUCGCGCAGCUCAUUUCGCCUUCGCAGGCCUCGUCGCAGACGCACGAGCCCCAGGGCUUCAGGGCCAUCGAAGCUCCUCCUGCCAGAAGCACCUACUCUCAGUCUGAGUUCCGCCCUUCGCUGACUCGCAGUGUCACUUCGAAGAACCCCCGCGCCAGCACCAUCUACGAGGGUACGGAGUACGUCCCCCGGGGCGGUGGCGGCAGUGUCUACAUGGACGAGAACGGCCGUCGAGCUUCAGAGGGCAGCGUCUACACCUCGGCCUCGAAGGAAAUGCCUCUGCGGGCGAUUGAGUAUCCGCCACCGCUUGAUUCGCGCGGCUAUGCCAGCACUUUUAUCAGCAGCUUCCCCGAUCGCUCGCGGGCAAUGGAUAACGGCAGCGUUUACUCCUCGUCCACCAUCAAGCCAUCGAAGGCCAACUAUCAGGACCACCACUCCUCCCACCACAGCACUCACCGGUCAUCACACCACUCCUCUCGCCACUCGGUGACGAGAUCGCACUCUGGCAGCGCCGCCUCUUCCGUCCGCAGCGCCCGUCAUGCUCCCGAGGGCUCCGUCGCAUCUUACCGCAGCGAUGCCAAGUCGAAGAUGACGGCCCGCGAUGUGCCCCUUCCCGGCAGCGUCAUCGAUGGCUGCGACGUGAACACCCAGGUCACCCCCGACGAUUCCAUCAGCCAGGUGGACAACUCGGAGCGACGAUCCUCCUACUCUCACGCCUCCCACCGAUCCCAUGCGUCCAAACCGGCCUCCCGCGUUUCCUCCAAACAUUCGAGUAAAUUCGACGAGCCCGUCCGACCCAGUGACAGCGUCAGUCAGGUCUCCAGCCACGCCCCUAGUCAAGCCUCCAAGGCUUCGCAGCGAACGAUCAAGGCUGGCGGUGGCAGCAUAGCGGGGGGUUCCAAGGCCGGGUCGAAGAUCAGUCCCAGCCGUCGGGGGAGUCAGGUGGCCUAG